AGAGGCGGUAGCGGCCGGAGCGCCCACUGGCUCUCUGCUCUGUAAGCUCAGGUAGACUUGGCGGCAGCGGGGCUGCGUCUGCAGAGGCCAAGCUGGCGGGGCAAGCACCGGCCGGGGAGCAGGCCUCAGGAAGAGGCCCCUUGGAAUUCCCUCAUGGAGGGAUUGGCUGCAAUGUCUGAAUCUUUGGAAAAGAAAGCCUCUUUCUGAAGGGAAAAAGAGUGUUGUGAACUUCUGAGGGCCUGAUCAUUAUUGGUGAACUGUUAGAUGUAAAAGACUUGACUCCAUAAUCUACAUCUGCCCCAAUGCUGUCAUCCGGAGUAGAGACUCAACCAGUUCCCAUUGAUCCCUCCAUGUCUGCCGUGGUACAGGAAUUAUACUCUGAACUCCCAGUAAGUGUCUCCAGAGAGCUUCAUGCAGACCCUGAGCCAAGUGUGAAUCCAGACGUAAAACCUGGAGCCUCUAACUCUCUUAUAAGUCAGAAUAGAACAUUGCCCUUGGAACUUCAAAGAACUUGUGCAAAAAGUUGUCAAGAAAUCUCUGAGACCUUGGAUCAUGGGGGCAGACUUGGUUGGUGUGGUCUGGUAGACCCCAAAGCAAGAAGUUCUAUGGCUUCUGGGAUCUUGGAUAGGGAAGAUAAAACCAAGAGUAUGGAGCUAAAGGUCUUCAGAGAUCAAAGGAACCAAGUGGAAAUUAUGAGAGAACCCUGUGAGGAAGCAAAGGAAGACCUACGUGAACAUUCCACAGCUGCUGAAAAAAACAUCAUCCCAAGUGAGGAGGACCUCCUGAUUCAGAACAACAAAGAACUUCUAUGUGCAGAACUUCCUGAAGAUUUUCUAAGGAGCAAAGAAGGAAAUGUGUGGAUUACAACUGAAACUCCACUGAAAUCCAUUGAAGACGUACAAGGUAUGAAGGUCAAUGGGACUAAGACGGAUAAUAAUGAAGGACACAAGAAUGGCCAUGUGAGUAAAGGUCUCUCAGCUGGGUGCAGCGAAUAUCCAGAAGUAGACAAAAUCAUGACCCAUGGUGAGGUUUCAGAAACCAGAACAUUAGUUUCCUUAGAGCCUUUAACCUUUGUGGACACUGGAUUAACAGAAGCAACUCCUAAAGAAAAAGAAUGUGGAGAAUUAAAAACUUGUCCUUCUUGGUUGUCAUUAUUACCAGGGAGCAGUACCAUUUCCAAAGUGGACAAUGGGAAAGAAGAAUUGUGUAAAUUAAGCCUUGUCUGUGAAGCAGAUGACAAUCACCAACAGAUUCUUGGCCACCAUAAUGAAAACUGCGGUUCUUCAUACGAUAGUUCCACAGCUAUGGGAAAUGUAGAUGCUGUAAAAAUGUUGGAAGAAAAUUAUGAAAUUUCAUAUUUCACACCAAGUUUAUCUGAUCCAGAAUCCAGAACAACAUCCUUAGAAAAAUGUGGUUUUGAAAGUGAUGGUUUGCUGAAGGAAUUUGCUGAAAAGACAGACAGUUCCUAUUUUUAUGAGGACGAUCAAAGCAAGAACUUGGCUUCUAGAGAAGAAAAUGAAGAACAACUUUUGAAUCCCAGGAGUGAAAGAGAGGAACUCUUUCUUAUUAAUUCUAGGCAACCAGAAAAGGAUGCCAGUAAUUAUUGUUCUGGUGAAGAAGAAGCUGUUGAUUCCCCUAAAGAAAAUAUUCACAAUAAUUGUUGCAUUCAAGGCAGAACCCAUACAGACAGCUCUUGUUCUUUAAUGCCCAAGGCUUUUACUGAAACCACAGAAAUAAUGUUUAAAAAAAAUGAUUUGAAAAUCACUUCAGAUAUUCAGGGUAGCUUGACAAACCCUGAGGACCAUAGAGAAACUGUUACUAAUAUCAAGCAACCAGGUGGACACUGUGAAGAAAGCAGUUUUUCUUCCUUGGUGCAGAUUGAAGAGCCAGAACAGACAACCACUAAAGAAUUCAAUUUGUUAAGUGAAAAGAUUUAUAGUAAAGACUCUGACGCCUUAGUCAGCAUCCAGAGAAAUCUGGAAGGUGACACCCAGUUAAAUGAAGCAUCAUGUACUGAUUUGCUGUCCAAAAGAAAAUGUCUUAUGACUUUAAUGCCAAAAGAUGAUACAAGUUCUAUAUGUAAUGAAGUAUCAAAACCCAAGAAAGAUAUUGUUCAAUUACCACCAUCUCUAGGAUUAGAUUAUAGAUCUGAGUCAGAAAAAGUUAUACAGACCUCACAUAACAAUAGUUCAUCUUUAGAUGAACAGAGCAUUGUCCAUGAGAUGAAUAAAUCUUCUGGUACCAACAAAUUGGUUGUAAACAAAGUAGAAAAUGAAUGUGUUUUAAAUCAAGUGUCCCUUAAUUCUCAAGACCAUGUGAAGUUGCCAGCCAACUCCCUACUAAAUGUAAACAGAGAGAUGCCUUUAGCCACAGGCAAAGAUGUCCAACAGAGCCAACAUCCUCCAUUAGAUGAUGGAGGAUGUGUUAUUGCUGAUACUCAAAUCAUUCCCUGUAGAACAAAAAUGAAAGACAUCUCUCCACUAGGUGAAAAAACCUGUGGUGCCUCUUCAAACAGUCCUACCUUAAACAUCAACCAAGGAAGCCUAGAAGGAAAAAAAGAAAUGGCUGACUCAGGAGCAGAAGAUCUACAUCCCAGUUUUCUCCCAAGUACAAAAGAAGCAACUGGCUUUCCUCAAGCAGUUUCUGUUACAGAAUGUCAAAAUGUUCAAUCUCAGGAUAUCCUCAGUUGUCACUGUAUAAGAAACAAUGCAUCAGAAAAGAAUAUGUGUUUUGCUUGUGCUUCUUUUGAACCCAACAAAAUCAUCCUGAAAGUUGAUAACUCUUCUGUAACAAAAAGUGAAGAUGGAUUUCUGCCUAAUGAUCACCACUCCCAAGGAACAGAAGACUCCAUGGAAAAUAGCACCCAUAAAGUGAGUUGUACAAAGGAGAGUGAACUUGAUAGGAGAGAAACUAAUGGCAGCCUACUGGGAGUUAAGAUCAGAAAUGAAAUGACAGCAGGAGUGUCAGAUAGUGGAGCUUCAAACACAACCAGUCACACUAUCAGUCACAUCAAACCCAGUGAGAAAGGACCAGGUGGAAAGAAGACAGAUACACCCAAAGAGACAGUAUUUUAUACAUUUAACAUCUCUGAUUGUGCUACACGAGAACUAAACCAAUCUGCAAACAUUCCAAGCCCUGAAACAUUCUUGGACCAGGCUUCUGCUGUUAUGUUCUCCAGUUUUAAAAACAUGAACCAAGUAAUUGAAACACUUGAUCAGAAGAUAAGUGAAGUCCUUGACUGCCACAGUAACCAAAACAGACCAAAUGAGUACAGAAAUGAAGAUAAAUCAGCUGAGGAGGCACAAGAUAGUAGCCAGAGAGAGACCAACAUAGAGUCUAACAGAGAGGUAAACUACAACAAAAAAGACCCGAAAGCCAGUUCAAACAGUAAUAACCCGCUGUCUUAUGAUAAUCCAAAGGAAGGUGAUUCAGAAGGAGACUUGGGAAAUAUUUCCAGCUCUGCAGAGUUGACAGAAGAUAUCAUAGGCAUGGUCAAUGCUGACUAUAAUAAAAAGCCUAUGGUAGGCAUGGUGGACAUGAAAGCAUCUAGUAUACUUGGUAUUGAUGUAAGGCAAGAGAGACUGGCAUCCCAAAAAACCUCAAGGAAUACCUCCUCUCCCUCGAGAGGAGAAUUGAAUGCCCCAUUCAUAGGAACAAUUGAACAGGACUCAUAUCUUCCAAAUGCUGCUGCUUCUCCAGUGGAAUCUCUUAAAAUAAAAAAAUCAUGUGAGGAGAAGGUUUGCAGAUCUUUAAAAGACUGUGAAAUGGAAGAGUGUCCAGAUUCUUGUGCUCAGGAUAUGGGGUUAGUUACAGAUCAUGAACCAAAUGUAAGAAUACUGGGUAGAGUAAACAUGUCUUUAAAUUACAUUUGUCAUGAACACCAAGGUAAAGGAUUAUCUCUGAGAGAAACACAAGGAAUAACUGAAGGAUCAGAACUAGAAUUAAAUUCUGUAUUAGGCAAGGAAACACUCUUUGAGAUUUCCUCAAGAGACUUGAUGUCUUCUAGGUGCCAUGAAGAGACCUCUGUCUCCCCAGGGAGCAUGAAAUUCUUUGAGAAAAUGUCUUUGUGUCUGUCUUCUCAAGAAAAUUCAAAAACUGAUACUAAGAGUAAUGAAAUUGACCCCAAAAAUCUCUUUAAACCAAAAGAUGGUGAAAUGCUGUGUGAAACUAUAGAAGACUACACAGUCCUGCCUGAGAUGAAGGAAAGAGCUCUGAGGGAUAUGAGUAACCCUAGUGAAAGAGACAGUAUGCAGAUCAAUGUGAAAAAUAAUAUUUGCAAAGAUUGUCACUCUCAGGAGAAUUCCACUGAUAGACUUUUGCCUUUGACAGCAGAAACAGCAAUUAAAGUGAAUAGAGAGGAAAGUGAAGAUCCUCCAAGAGAAACAUUGGGUCACUUAACUGCUGGGGAGGAAUCUGAAGAGAUGAUUACCAUAAAAGGUGAUAAUAGUGGUAAUUUGAGCAAGAGUUCUCAGACCCACUUGAAAUGCCAGGGCAUUCAUGCUGAUGCUGAAAAACAACAAAGCCAGGGGGUUUUGGACUAUAUAUUGCCAAAGGAAGAGAAACAAGUACAUCAAAAAGGACCACAUAUGGUAUUGGAACAAUGCACAUCAUCUAAUAUGUUGUCUGAUGAGGUACAAAAUAAGAAUCAACCUAAGGCUAACAAAGAUGAGUUCACCCUGAUGAAAGAAAUCACCCUGUCAAAGCCAACCAAGGGCAACAUUGCCAGACAGUUUCAGAAGUUGAAAGACACAAAGGAGGAAAGUUUAUGUCAUCCAUUAAAGAAAGACAUUGAGUUGUGCACAGGUCUUUGCCUUCCUGAUGCCCUUCAGAAAGCACAAGACCCCAGGUCUGCUGGGUAUGAUCAAGUACAUGGUGCCUUUGUGAACAUUUCCUGUCAUAAAGGAAUGCUUCCCUUCAAGAAGCAGCCCCAUCGAACAUGUAAGAGAAUUGCCUGUCAGGAGCCAGUCAGCAUGGGGAGGAAAAUAAGUAAAAUCAAAAGUUCUGCCUUUGGAAAGAGUUCCUCUGAUCCCAUCCCCACAAAAGCACACAGACUUCUCAGCUCAUGUGCUGCAUCUGCUUCUGCUCGAUUGGAACCCAAAACAGUACCUACCAAGAGCUUACUUAGCCACAUACCAAAGCAGAGGACUGCUCCAUUCCAUCCCUUGAAGAGCCUGAAUUUUAGGAAGCCUACCAAAGAAUCAGCCUUACUAAACAAGCUGUCCAUCCUUGCCUCCAAACUAGCCCCAGCCAUAAAGACCCAGAAACUCAGAUAUCGGCGAUGUUCCUCUGCACUUCUUCCAGUGGCUAAAAGCUACAAACGCCUCAGAUACAAAAGGCUCCUGGAUGGAUUUUCAUAUAAUGCAAUGCAGCUGAAUCCAUAUUUGGCAGCUAGUGGAUGGGACAAGAGGAUCAACAGUAAGCCCUUGGAACUUUAUUCUCUCGAAGCCAUCAAAAAGAGCUUCAUAGAUUUGAGCAACAAGAUGCCAUCAUUAUUGUUUGGUUCGGAAAUCUUCCCAGUUUCUUUUCAUGUAAAACUAGCCCCUGGUUAUAUGACUGAAUCCUCACGGACUUUUCCUGAGCACUGUGCUCCAGCAAGGCUUGCCUUAGGAGAGGCCCCCCAGUGCCCAUCUCAACCUCCCAAGUGGACCUUUUCUCUUUUCUUGUCCCAUAAUUGCCCUGGGAUGGCCACAUUCAGGGAAGACACUGGCCUCCAUAGUCAGGCACACACUCAGGCUCCUCCACAGACUACAGCUCCUCUUCAAGACUAUGGAGGCACUGCCAUAGUCCAGACCAGAGCAGAUUGCUCUGUCCUUGGCCUUCACACACUUCUUGCACUUUGUUCCCCGGGAUGUUACCGAAUCUGGACAAAAAAACGGAGCUUUUCUAGUCACAUGCCUACCAUGCAGAGGCUCUUCAUGACCCAGUUUACACAGGGCUUGAAAGGGUUAAAGUCUCCAGCCUCUAUAGCAGACAAGAUCUUCUGUUCUCUGCCCUACUCGGUGGGUAGGGUGCUAUCCAUUUGGAGCCAGCAUGGACCUUCCUCCUGCUCCUUCGAAAUCUCUGCUGUCCAUUCCAAGCGGCAAUCAAGUCUGGGCACCACAAGCAGCCACACCGUGUUACCAUAUGUGCCUCUUCCAGGCAUGGAAGUUACAUAUAACACCAGCAGCAGUCAGAUGAGGCUAGAGCCUGUAUUCACUGCCUUGGUACCAAAGUCUUGCUUGGUAACAGAACCAGCUGUCAGCAAGCUCCUGCUUUCAGGCUCUGAGUUCCCAAUUCCUGAGUUUGAUGAGCUGGAUGGUGUGACAGCAGCAUGCCCCCAACCACAGAGCAACCCUCCAGAACAGAAAGAGGCUGAGCCAGAGAAGAGACUAAAGAAAGUCUCGCAGAUUCGCAUUCGGAAAACCAUUCCUAAACCAGAUCCUAAUCUUACCCCAAUGGGCCUUCCUCGACCUAAAAGGUUAAAGAAGAAGGAGUUUAGUUUAGAAGAAAUAUAUACCAACAAGAAUUAUAAGUCACCUCCUGCAAACAGGUGUUUAGAGACCAUCUUUGAGGAACCCAAGGAACGAAAUGGUACACUAAUCUCAGUAAGCCAACAGAAGAGGAAGCGAGUUCUAGAAUUUCAGGAUUUUACAGUCCCACGGAAGAGGAGAGCUCGAGGUAAAGUCAAGUUGGCAGGCAGCUUUACCAGGGCCCAGAAGGCAGCUCUGCAGAGUCAAGAACUGGAUGCUCUUUUGCUACAGAAACUAAUGGAACUAGAGACCUUCUUUGCCAAGGAAGAGGAACAGGAGCAGUCAUCAGACUGUUGAGAUGAAUUCAGAUAGGGGUCUCAAUUUUGUAUGUUUUUGGACCUCCCUGGAAGAGGUCUCCUAAUUUUGCCCUAGGCCCAAACCACUCAAGAUGCCCAGUCCAUGAAUAUUUACCUAUUUCAAGGUGCAGCCUUUUUAGAAACUGGUAAAGGAUGGUCCUCUACUUCUACUGCUGAGUAUAGAACCUCAGGAAUGCUCCUUUCUCCUGGCAAUGGUCCCGAAUGACAUCUGGCCACCUCCUCCCAAUCUCCUGCUGUCCACAGGAGGAAGAAGCCACAUAUCUUAAGCAACACUAGGAUUCCAAGGACUCACAGCAUUUGCACGUCCAAAUGAAAGUUCUGCUUUGUUUACGGUGGUGCUAGACCAAGAUUACUUAGAAACAUGGCCUAGGGAGGGGGACCUGGUGUCCUGCCCUGUGUGGUCUCACUGGCUCAUUUAGAUGGUCAAGAAAAGAUGAGCUAUUGUGUUUUCUAAUCCUUGAGUCUGUCUGUCCAGAACCUGUUGGUGUGAGUGUAUAUGAGUGUGUGUGUGUGUGUGUCUGUGUGUCUGUGUGUUUGUAACCUUUUCCCAUCAUCUUCUCCCCACUGUGACUGUGGGUCACUAGUGCCAGAGGAGCCCGUCCAGGCCCCAAAGUAAGUUGCACUUUUAAUGUUGUGGUGUUGAUUAUUUUAAUUUUCUUUCCUUCUUUCUUUUUGUGAAUUAUUAUUGCUGCAUGUUUGGGGCCUUUAAAUGUGAUUUUUUUUUUUUUUUUAAAGACAUUAAGGAGAAAGACAGUACAUGUCUUAGGAGAAUACAUGUCAGACAUUUGACCCAGUUGAUCAAUACAUGGAGGAAACAUUUUUCCAUUCAUGUGUUUUAAGAAAUCCCUCCCCGUCUCCAUCUUCUAGUGUAGCUCAUUUGAGGGAGCACUUUUUCCUCUGGGUUCUCAUUCCUUCCCACUAAACACUUUUUUUUUUUUUUUUUUUUAAGUGAUAUAAGUAAAUGUAGAUUUAUCUUCCAGUCAUUUAAAAAAUGCUAAAGUCAAAUGUAGUUUUAUCUCAAUUGUUGGUGUGUAACCAAGUUGAGUACAGCAACCAACCCAGAGUGUUUGCAGCUAUCUGGGCAGCCUGCUCCAGGAGUUGGGGAGAGAGUCAGGGUAGUAGUUCAGACCCAGUGAUGCACUCUUGUGGUGAGAUUCUGAAAUUCCAUGGCCACCCCUCUCUGAGGGUACCUGGUCCAACCUACUGGAAAUGCUGUCAAAUGCCAGAAGUAGCUGUGUGUCUGGGUUUGUACCUGCAGGAGUCUGGGCAGCAGGCCCAGAAGUCUCAUUCCUUUCUCAUUGAAUCCCUGUGUGCACUCGCCUCCUUCCCAACCAUUGUUCCCUUAUAGUUUCUUUUCCUUUUUUUUUUUUUUUUUUUUUUUCUUUUUUCUUUCUCUCAUUUAAAAUAAGAGUUCAGAGAGUCAACUUUCCUUGGCUGGUGAAUGAGAUGCUCAGGCCAGCCUCAGGACACAUUGGUCACCUUUCUCCAUUCUCCUAGGAGCCACUGCAAAAAGCAACCACUGAUGGAACUGUCAUAGCUCCAGGGACCUUUCCCAGUUAGAGAUGAGCAAGUGGUGACCUCCUGGAAUGUUGAAUGACUCUCCUCGGAUUUUUUGUUUCCCCAUUUGUUAGUGGAUGGGGACAGGGGUGGGGGUGGGGGUCUCUAUGUGCCUUUCCUUUGCAGGUUAAGUUUGUGCCACGCUGGAGCAGAAAAAUUGACAAGAGCAGGGAAAAAAAAGUGCCACAUCUAUCAUCCAGGCCCACUGCCUCAGACGUAGCAUUUAAACAAGUAAGAUAUAUACCUGAAUAUCCACAGAAGCUUCCAAGAUCAUGGCCCAAUAGGAUUAGAAAAGCACCAGGGUUCCAUACUGCUUCUGAAUUAUGCUGGCCAGAUUAUGCCAUUCUAUAUCCACUUUAUCCAGACCUUGUGGACAUGACCUGUGUUUCAUCUCAGUACCUCUCCCUUCCUUGGACAAAGUUCUUAGACAUUUGGUGCCUCUCUGUCGUUUUGCUAGAGAGAGUACAGUGAGUAUACAAACAUGUCUAGGGAACUCCAUUGCCAACCAUAGCUAAAGCAGUACCAUGGCAGUCAUGUUACCCAACAGAUAAGUUGAGGUGGUACAACUGUAGUAUUACUAACAUGACAGACAUAAAAUUUCAAGUUUGCCCAUUAUAGGCAUGUCACUUGGAAGGUCCUGGAGCAGUGAUAUGAAACAUUGGCCUCUGGGAAUAGAGGACUAGAGGAACCUGGCUUCUUCCUUAUCCUAGAAUAUAGGAGAGAAACUGCUCUGAAGCCAACCCUUGGAAUUCUUGGCCUACCUUUGGUGAGGCCCAUCCCUGCUCCAAAAAAGGGGUCCCCAUUGCAAACUUGAAAUUACUUGAAGUUGAUACAUCAGGUUCUAGCAGAGCUCAGCCACACCUGUCUUAACAUCCAGUUUUGCCAUUUAUCUAGCCAGCCUCAGGGUUGUCAGUGGUCCUUAGAACCUGUGGUCCCUGACCACAAUUGGAGACAUUAGUCAGCUACUGGCAUGCCACCUGCCCAGGGCUAUAGGAGGUCUGUUGUGUGCUGGAAGUUGAUACAAUUUCUGAAUAUGGAGACUUCCCACCCCAAGUAGUGGGAAGCUGCCAUAAUUACAAUUUGUUCAACUAUAACACCCAGAAGUUUUAGUGUUUUCAUGUUUAUGGAAAAAAAAAAAAAAAAGAGGAGAAAUCUCAGGUCCAAUCAGGGUUCUGCCCAUCUCCUUUUCCGUCUUUUGAGUUUCCAGCUCUACUGGCCUCCCCUUACCUCCCCUCUUCUUUUCUACCUUUUUUUCCUCUUAGUCUCCUUUCCAAUUUCAUUUCUCCAUUAGUUUGAACGUACCUCAUACUUUUUAAAGCAGAUUGUCCACUUUUUCUUAACCAACCUUAUUCUUAAGAGCUACAGCAGAGGGAGGUAUAGUGAAAAGACAUGUAGCGUUUGCCUUACUUGGAGCCUGAAGAGCUCAGAAACUCAUGCUGUGAAUCCCAAAACUCAGUGCUCCUCCAAGAGCUGUGAAAAUCAUGACACUUUGUCACAAUUUUGCCUGAAAGGGUCUUUUGCAUGGCACGAGAGCCACCUGAGGUCAAUUUCAGAUUCCAGACUCUGGGCAUCAGCCCCCAGUGGCUCAUCCCCUGCCCACCAGGCUAAGAGUAGCAGCGAGUGUGCAGGACUGUGGCAGCAGGUCCAAGGCUGCAGCGCAGCCUAACGGACAGAGAGCCAUCGCUCCUGUCUCCAAGCUGGAAUUCCAUUUCAUCUUUGUACCAUGUACAUUAAGAUCCAGGAAAGACCAACUUCUGGGCAGUGACACUUUUCUCCCAUUGCCUGGGGAGGGGAGAGAAGUAUGCAGUUGGUGCUUUCUUUAAUACCCUUGUUUUGUUUCUGUAAACUUUUCCCCUGGUAUCAUGGAAAGGACCUCUUAAAUAACCACGUUGUGGGUGACUGUAUCCAAAAUAUAAAUAAUUGGCCAGAGGUAGGGAGUGUCCUUGCCUGGAUUUAUGCCAGGAAAGGACUCUCUGCCUGAACUGAACUUCUAUAUAAAGCUGGCUAGGGGGAGAGACAACUUUGCUAACAUCAGUUUAAUAUUACCAUCUAGCCACAUGUUGAACAGCAGAAACUUUUGAUGGUGAAGUGGGGGUCCCCAUGUAGCCUGCCAUCCAGCACAGCACGCUCAGAUUUGAUGCUUGUUAACUGUCUUCACAAGCCCUUCUUCUUGGUGCUGAAUUGGAUUUUAAUUCUCUGUGAGAGGCUGCAUCUCCUUGAGCCAAGGUCUGGGCCAGUAAGUAGCUGCCUGAAGUGUUUCUAUAUUAUCAUGGUCAACAGUUCAGUGAAAUUUGUACAUUUUUGGUAACAUUGGCAUACAUGAUGUCCCUGCAGUUCCUUUUCUGUUUGGUAGUUUGUGACUCUGAAAUGCCCACUGUUAUGUGUGUUAAUUUAUGAGAAUAAAAUUUUUUUGAAACCUU
Messenger RNA from Sciurus carolinensis (gray squirrel), 10803 nucleotides. RefSeq names its product proline rich 14 like (gene Prr14l). The record is from RefSeq and is a predicted model, not a curated record. The transcript is spliced from 10 exons. NCBI's taxonomy places the organism in Eukaryota, Metazoa, Chordata, Mammalia, Rodentia, Sciuridae. Bases 303 to 6806 code for a protein of 2167 amino acids.